CGAGCUGUCUUUCGACCAACUCUGCUAAACCGUCCAUUAUCGUGCAAAAUAACGACAAUGUCUAGCACUGUAGCUCCGUUCCUCGUCACUCCAAAUGAUGUGCAGUCUGCGUUGAACUCAGCUAAUGAUCAGAAGAAGGUUGUCCUGCUUGAUGCGAGUUGGCAUAUGCCGAACUCUCCGCGCAACGGAAGGGAAGAGUUUGGUGCGAAACGUCUGCCUGGGGCUCGUUUCUUUGAUCUGGAUGGCGUCGCCAGCUCCCAUGAAUUGGGUUUGAAGCAUAUGAUGCCCAAACCAGAUCAGUUUGCCAAAGCCUGUGAGGGUUUCGGAAUAACCCCCGAGACGUUUGUCGUGCUGUAUGAUGCGCAUGGAGUUUUCAGUGCCCCUCGCGCUCUGUUCACAUUCCGUGCAUUUGGACAUACCAACUCAAGCGUUCUUGAUGGUGGAUUGCCACGAUGGGCGGCGGAGGGACUUCCCAUUGAAACCGGAGACUCUCAGAAGGUUGAUGAACCAGCAAAAGUGUCGUAUCCUACACCUGAGUAUGAUUCCACCGUCAUAAAGAGUUAUGAGCAGAUAGUUUCAAACGCCGAGCUGGAUCCGGCUGGAGAACCAACUACUGCUCUAGUCAUCGAUGCAAGGCCUAAUGGAAGAUUCACAGGCAAAGACCCCGAACCUCGCCCAGGACUCUCCUCAGGACACAUGCCUCACGCUUUCUCACUCCCAUUCAAUGCCUUCCUCCAAAAGAACACAACUCCUUCAGGUGACACAUAUACCACUUUCCUCUCAGCGCCAGCUGUUCGUCAAACACUUAACAACGCUAUCGGUGAGAAGAACGCACAAGAUGUCAUUGACGGAAAGAGGUCUAUUGUCGCAAGCUGUGGAAGUGGUAUGUCUGCUGCCAUCUUGUGGCUUGGAUUGAGACUGCUGGGUGUUGAGAAGCCCAUGUUGUAUGACGAGUCUUGGACAGGAUACGCCCUUCGUAAGGAAAGCAAGAUCGUCAAAGAUAUAUAAAUCAAAUAACUCGGAAUCGGCCACUUCCUAUCAAUAUCUCGGUCACAGAUAAUUAUCAGUUUCUCUUUUCACAAACCAGGUUUCAAACUUCAUGGAAUACAUUAUCCCAUCUUUCUUAUUUGAAUAUUCCCAACCGACGGAGCCGGAUGCGAUGCGGAUGUAUGUGUUGAAACUCAUAUGCAUAUGAUUGUCCAGUUUGAGUUCGAUGACGUCUAGC
This is a messenger RNA of Fomitiporia mediterranea MF3/22, 1225 nucleotides long. Its product is annotated as thiosulfate sulfurtransferase. NCBI's taxonomy places the organism in Eukaryota, Fungi, Basidiomycota, Agaricomycetes, Hymenochaetales, Hymenochaetaceae. Bases 58 to 1008 code for a protein of 316 amino acids. Gene Ontology annotation, molecular function: thiosulfate-cyanide sulfurtransferase activity. The record is from RefSeq and is a predicted model, not a curated record. The transcript has 6 exons. Gene Ontology annotation, biological process: transsulfuration. Gene Ontology annotation, cellular component: mitochondrion.